AUGCCUGAGAGCUCCAAUGCUGCGAACAUUCGUUACGCUUUCGAUCCCAACGUGUCGGCUCACGACGAUCGCGGAUGCUCUCUUUUAGGAUCUGAAGUAGGAUGCACAGCCAGGCCUUCUCGAAAUAGGGAUCGACGACUCGAGACCCUUAGGAUUUACCAUAUUAAAUCAGCUGAAAAACCAUCGUCAAUCAGCACGCGAUGGUACAUGCUCAGCACUGCCUGCAUUUUGCUGCUAUUGGCUCCUGUUAUGCUCGUCUUCGCGAAUCUACAUUGCCGUGACACUCUGGCAUCCAAGACUGUACCCGACAGGAUAUAUUUAAAGCUAGCCUGGCUGGAAGGGGAUUGGAGAAUGCUGACACCUCGCAUGCUAGCGUGGACACAGGCGAUUGGUUGGUGGCUGGCCUUUUCAAUUGUCAUGACAAGCACCCUCAUUAGCAUCCGAGAUGUUAUCUUAUUAACGUUCGCCGAUUCUCUGGUCAGAGCAACUGGAAGCCCGAAGCGUCAGACUCGCUGGAAGCUGAAGAAGAGAGGCGUGCUGGUUAUUGCAAACCUCCAGCUCUCUCCGUUGCUUCUUGAUGACCUGGACCUCCCGGUAUCAGCCCAAUCAGCAAGGGUGGAGACAUUGGAGCUCUCACUCCCUCUCCUGGCUUUUAUCCUUGCCAGAAACAUCUCAUUGCAAAUCAGAGGGUUCCAUGUGGAACUGACUUCUCGCAAGUUCCCCUCUGAAAGGGAUUGUCGUGGGCUUGAUGCUCAGGUGGAGGCUGAGAAGCGGGCCAGGCAAAGGCAGAGGCUGACAGACAUUGACAGAUUACUCUGGGAUGACAACUCUCCUCCUCCUUCCUUCAUGCAGAAGUUUCAAGACUUUCUCAUUUUCACGGUUGCCUCCCAAGCAGCACAGUGCGUGCAGGUCUCCAUCUCCCAGGUCACCAUCCGGUUCCGACCCAGCAGCCUGAGCUCUCUGCCUGAGCAUCUCCACCGCACCCUCUCCCUCCGCCUCGACUCCCUCAGCCUCAGCAACGGCCCUCCAGCCUCCACUGACUUGCUGCUUCCCAGGGCGAAGGUGGUUGACGUGCGGGGCUGCAAGCUUGAGCUCGUGAACGAGCCGAGCAGGCCUUCCGCUCCAUCUUCAGGGGUUCAAGCGGGGAAUGGCAGUGCUCCAGCUGGCAAGACGGAUUCGCCUAGCAGACUGCAGAAGCAGGGUCCACCAAGGGCUGCAGUGACUGUGGUGAAGCGCUGGAGCUUCUCCGUGACUGUGGAGGCAGGAUGGGGUCUAUGGCAUCAGGGCAGCAAGAACAGUGGCGUGGUGGUGUCUGCCUCGCUGGACAUGGGCGCUCUCAUCAUGAGUGCGAAUGAAGUGGUAGUGGAGUAUCUGUCUGGCUUGGCUGUGGACCUGACUGAGUUCACAGACUAUGCCAAGUACAGGCAGACUCGCCCUCGUGCUUCAGUGCUGGAGGAUCCCAGGGCAUGGUGGCGCCAUGCCAUAGGAAAUGUGGCACGAGAUCUGCGAGCAGCAGCAAUGGACGUUGAGCUGACAGGGCUGUCGCAGUCCCGUCAGGCCACCCUGCGCCUGCAGUACGAGAAGCAGUACAGCGACUUCGCUGCAGGGCGCUGCUGGUCCUUGGCGUCCGCUCAGGCGCGCCUGCAACAGCUGGAGCAGCAGCUGGGCACUCUCAACUGCGCGUUUGUGCGGUUCAGGGUGGCGCUGGCAGCAGAAUCCGAGGGGUUGUCCCACAGUGAGCCUGCGUGGGAUCAGCACAUGACCAACGUGAGAAACAAACUCCAGGAUCUGAACUACUUGCUUUCUGGUGGCUCUGUACCUGAGCCUCAGGCAAAUAAGCCGGUCAUUGAGGUCAGCAGCAGAUUUACCUGCCCAAAGCUGUGCGUCUUGCUGACAUCAGCGUCAGACCUUGAUUGGGGUGCUGAGGUGUCGCUGCAUGAGGUGGCGCUGAGGUUCACAGAGUCGGGUUCACUUCAUGCUGAGGUGUCAUGCAGAGAGCUUCUGGUACGGAACUUCUAUGUCCCUGAGAGCGAAUUAGUAGGGAACAUCGUGCACUCUGUCAGCUCCUAUCAGUCCUCCACCUUUCCUUCCUCUGCAGCCUCCUCACCUUCGAUUGGUCCUCGUGCCUCACCUCUAUCAGCUUCAAUGCCUGGCUCUAGUCAACCGUCCCCACUGCAUCCUUCUCUAGGCGGUCCUGCUGUGCCUGCUGCAGCAGCUGGGGCUGCUGCAUCGUCCUCCCUUUCCUCAGGCUCCACUCCAUUCUUGGCGGUCUGUUUUGUCCAGAGGUACGGCUCUCAGCCCCGUCCCUGCCAACUGCCCACCUGCCUGGUCGGCAGGUGGCAUCUCUCCUACCCCUCAGAACUCAAAAAGCCAAGUUCAGGCCGCUUCCUCCAGUUUCUUCGGUCAAUCCGGUCUGACAAGUACACGAAGGCGUCGCAGCAGAGCCAGAAAGCUGUGCCGGCACAAGGAGAGAGGCAGCAGCAACAGGAUUUGAAGGAUCCAACGGAAGGGUCGGAGGAGAGGGGACAGCCAACACAUCAACGGACGGAGGGAAGCAGGGGAAGUACGGGGGCGCAUGGCGAGGCGAAGUGGAAAGGGGAGCGUGAACUGGGCGUGUUAGAGCUUGGGUGGGGCGAGGACGAGUUGCAGCGGCUGCAUACUCGAGUGGAGGCACACAUGUCUCCCCUUCGAGUCUUCCUCGACCGCCGCUGGCUUUUCCAGCUCAUGCAGCUUCUCUCCUCGUCUCCCUCAAACCAAUCACAGUCAACUGCAGCCAGCCAAGGCAGAGUUCCUGGCCACUUGGCCUCACCGGCUGGGAAGGGUAUGACUAGCCGUGCUGAGGUUAGAGCUGGUGUAGGGAUAGGAUUGGGAGGAGAAGGUGCAGGGAGACAAGAUGGGGAGGUAGCAAUGGGGGACGCAGCUGGUGGUUCAGCUGACAGUGAAUGGAUGCCCGAUAUCACCAAGCAGCAGCACUACCUAUACCACAGAAGGGGAGACUCUGGAAGCGUGGAUGUUAGGAGCAACAUUGCUCCUGCUGCUGAAAGGCCUCCAGGCACACCCGGUGGUGGCGCGAGGCAGAACUGUGGUGGUAUCAGUGAUGGUGGUGCGGCGCCGCUGAACCCGGCUCCGUUCGCGGAUCUGCAGGACUACGUGAAGGAGUUCGGGCAGCACGUGGCGAGGAAGCGAGUGCAGCAUGUCAGGGACAACCUGCCAGAGGUCGCCGCCCGGGUUGGCAGCAUACUCUUCAUCAUCCCAUGCCGCGACAUUGACGACAUGCCUCGUCCAUCAUCGGCAUCAGCAUCAGCCGCCCCUCAGCGCUCAUCGGCGCCUUCAGCAGGAGGUGAUGGCGAUUUCCAGGCAUUCUUUGGCAUGGGGAUGGACCACCGAGCACCACCAUCACAGCCACAGCAGCAUCACCAUCACCGCCAUCAGCAUCAGCCACUGUCAGAGCGACAGAAAAAUGUUCAAGCAUGGACGGCCCAGGGAACGGGGAUGGGAGCACAAAAAAGGAGACCUGGAGCACUGACCCCUCCCCUGCUGGUGAUAUCCUUGUCAGAGAUCGUCCUGGACACAAGGCCGACUGAAAGUGCCAUUCUCCAGAAGCAGGAUGCUACCCCAGAAUCAACAGCAUCGUCCAGCGACCAAUCCCUAGCUGCCAGGUGGCGCAAGGUGGUGGCGUCCAUGUCAUCGCACAGGGGAUGGAUGCAGCGGCAGCAUGUGGGCCCACUGCCGCCUAAUUCUCUGGAGCAGGUCAAGGUGGAGCUUACAAUGGAGGCUUACUUGACCCGCGCUUCUCUCUCCAACGUUGCCAACUUGCGGGAAAAGGUGGACUUCUGUAAGUCAGUGUCAGUCAGUGCAUCCGUCUGUCGCUGCACGGAACCUAUUGGAGAAACCACAACCACUCUGUUGAGUGUGGAGCUGGUCACGUCAGUCUUCAUCGUUCAGCUCUCCCCGCUCAUUGCCAAGGAGGUGUCCCGCCUCGUGCACACUUUAAACGAGACCUUUGCAAGCACAGGAGACACCUCCUCAACCUCUAAGGAACCACUGCCACCUCCACCAGUCAAUCCUGGAGCACACCAGCUGGGGUGGAGGUUCUCCUUGAAGGGAGGCGGCUUCCUGGUGGAGGCGUGUCAGGAGAUGGUGCCUCACAGCAAGGCUGACUGCCCCUACGGCGUGUGCCGUUGCCGCCAGUGGGUGCCCUCGUCUGACACCGCUGUGGUACUCGUCUCCACCGCGGAGGACCUGCGCGGAUGCCCCCCCACCACUUCCAAAUCAGUUCCUCCACCUACUGCUGCUGCCUCUGCUUCUUCUGCUGCUGGGGGUUCUGCUGUGGAAGGCCAGCCCCGUGAGCCAGUGGUGGUGGUGUUUCGAGUGAGGCUGGACAAGAUUCGUGUGGAGGCUGAGCAGCACAAUGAUAAGUUAUCUCUCCUAUUACUGCUCAGAGGACUCUCCAGUGGUCGUAUCCUCCCUCCUCAUCCUUCCCCUCAUUUCCUCCUCUCCCCAUCCGCCAACUCUUCCCUCCCUUUUCUCUGCAGACCGCGAUGCGACACCAACAACCUCUGCGCAGUGCUCACCUUCCUCACUCACCUUCAAGCCGCUAUCUCUCGGACCACCUCUGCUCCACCGGGUCCCUCAAAUCCCCAAGCUCGCCAGAUGCUGACUUUUGGAAGCAGCGAAGUGGAGAGGGACUGGUGGGGCGAGCCCACACCCACUGCUUUACCCUCCAGCCAUCCGAAUUCUUCGUCUGGCUGGUCGCGUGUGUCUUUUAGAGAUACAGCGGAGGAUGACUUGGAAAGGGAAGAUGAGGAGGAGGAGGCACAAGGUGGGGAAAGAUGGCGUGGGAAGCGUGUGGGGGGUGGAACAGAAGAUGGUACCGAGUUCGGGCCUCGCGUGCAGAGGACUGGGGGAGGGAAGCGGAUGAGCAUUGGAGAGGUGGCCGUUGACGGAAGCGAGGCAGGCACGGAUGUUGACGAGGAUAAUGAGAAGCAAGGAAAGAGUGUGUCUCUGGAUGAUGAGAAGCAAGGAAAGAGUGUGUCUCUGGAUGAUAGCCCCCUGGAUAUCUUAGAGCUGGGAUGUGGCAUGGUGAUCAUGUCCAUUGGGGGGGUUUCUUUUGGCAGCGUCAUCAUGCAGAGGGUGAAGAUGGAUUUGACCUCGCAGCCAGACGCAGUGGAUGUGGAUUUGACUGUCGGCGAUCUGGAUGUGGUUGACAUGCUCGCCAACUCCAAGCACUACUCUCACAUCUUUGAGCCCAACGGAGACCUUCCAAGCCUGAACCUUGUCGUUCGGCAGAACAUGGUGCAGCGAGGGCCGAACCUACCUGCCAAACCUCAGGUGUGUGUGUUUGUGGAGAGCCAGCAGACGAGGAUGACUGCCAUCUUCCGCUUCUUCAACGACUUUGCUCUCUUUGUGGAGCGCAUGGCUCCCAUCUUCUCACCCCCCCAGGCACCUGGUCCAUCUAAAGAAGGCAGCGGCUCAACCAAGUGCCAGGAUGCCAAGAGGGAGGGGUCAAAGCAGGGGGAGGGUAAAGCAGCUGGGGAUUCAGACGUAGAGGAUUCGCCUCCGCUGGUGUUCCUGCACAUCUCGGACCUGUCGCUCUGCCUCCCAGUGUCGUCGUGGAGCGAGGAAUCUCUGGAUGUGCGAGUGGAGACCAUCAAUCUCAUCGUUCCCACUCCAGCUUCGCAGCGCCUGUCCCAGCACACACUGCUCAGACUCGCAACAGGCAUCCGCCCGCACGACCCGUCCUUCUGGAAACCGCUGGUGGAUGCUUUGGACCGCUCCCCCCCCGCCUCCCCCGACUCCGUUGGCAUUCAGCUCUCCCGUGUUGGGGGCUACUGGUCCCCCUCCAAGACCAUCACGCCCAAGGUGGAGCGGAGCAUCAUCUCUGAGAGUGGUGUUUUCAUCUCCGUGCAGUCGAACCCAUCACGGGUGCACGUGCACUGGCCUCAGGUGGAGAUCCGUGUGGGCCUCACCCAGUACAAUGCCAUCAUGACCCUCAUCUUCCAGAACCUCGCAGAGGGCUGCUCCUUCACAGACGACCAAGUGUACAACCCGAUGGUGGGUCGCCCCAUGGGCGGCGAGGCUGCUCCUCCGGACCCCUGCAUCAGCCUGGCAGGACUCACCCCCGACUUGGAGAUUCAGCUCGACUUCGGCCGCGCUGUCAUCCACGCCGAGAUGGAGCACCCGGCCACUCUGGUUGAGAACGGCUUUGGUGACCCUCUUUUGUCAUUGAGAGCGCAUCGCCUCACCAUUGUCUACUCCAACUACACUGAUUUCUCGCAAGUGACAGUGAAGUCGUUUCGCCUGCUCUUAAGGGACGACCGCUUCCUCAAGUUCUCCCAGUCAGAGCUAGCCCUCGUCGAGACCAAUACCUCGCGGGCCAAGCCGCCCCCCACAGCAGCUUCCACAUCCACCUGCCUCUCCACACCUCCCACCCACACCCGCGCCUACACCACCCCCAUGGGUGGCGAGUCCGGGCAAGGGCUCGGGUGCGAUCUGGACAGGUCGUUUCUGGUGAACGUGGUGAUGAAGCAGGAGGGCACGACGGGCGUGCAGGUGGUGUUUGAGCGCACCAGCAUCGUGUGGCCCUUCUACACGGACCUGUCGCUAGUGUGGGAGUUUCUGGAGGUCGUUGCUGGGUACUUUCAGAAGCCGGGGUGUGCGCUCGGGCCUAUCAGUCUGCAGCCAGAUUCGUGGCUCAUGGUCAACAUCCUGCUGCAUGACUUUGAUCUGUUGCUGCCAGUGCCAGAGGAGAGCCUCAUCAACGUCUGCCCGCCUCCCUCCAGCUCCCACCACUCCUGCCCUCCUCACGCCAACCCUCCUCUCGCCACCCCGUCACCAAUCACUGCUGACUCUUCUCCAGCCUUCCACUCCGCCCAAUCCCGCAUGCCUCCUCCCUCCACUCCGCCUGACCGCUUCUACGAUGCUUCUGAGGUUCUCCCUGCGAGCCGACGCAGCGGCAGUGUAGGUACUGGGGGUGCUCCUGCUGGCAGUGGCUUUGGCAGGAGUGGCAGCAGUGGCAGCGGUGACAGCGGGCAGUUUGAAAGUGCAAGGAACAUGUUUGAGGAGCCAGUGUGGGUGCCGGAGUUGCAGGUGUGGAGCGACGAUGUAGACCUCUUUCUUUCAGAGCUCAAAGCCCACGGGCUCAAGAUCAGGGGACAGACUUUGCGGGUGGGGCAUUUUGCAGGAGGAGACGGGGAGAGCAAGCUCCUGGUAGACUUUAUCCGCGUCAGCAGUGUGUUCAUCCACCAGUCUCAGUACUUUGCCCCUCACGACGUCAUUGGGGAGUUCAAUGCCCAGCUUCUGUUUAACCAGCACUCUCCCAAGUGUGCCAAUAAACAGGCCAGCCUGCUGUCGCUGCACAUCACACCUGAUCUCCAUCCGUCGCUCUCCGCAUCUGCGCGUUCUUCCUCUCCUGGUGCUUCUGCUGCUUUCCCUGCCUCCGCCACUGGAGGGCAAUCCAGCAGCAGCGCCGUCAAGUCUGGCCGUCUGCCUAUUUACUUUGUUUUCUCUCAUCUUGUGGUCCUUAGCUCGUUCCUCCGGACGCUCAACAUCCGCCUGAAGCGCAGCCAGGGCAACCUGCUGCAUCAGAACCUUGACCUGUAUGGGGACCCACUGCCGCCCGCCUUUGUGCCAUCCAAGCUGGGCGUCAACCUCCAGAUCCACGAGCUCUUUGUUUCUCUCAUCGACGACAGGAUGGGGAAUCCCACGUCAGUGCUGGAGCUGGUGGCCAAGGGCAUUGUCUUCAGCGCCACAAGCCAGAUUCUCGCCGAUGGCGGACCCGAGCUGCUCUCCUGCCGCCUCUCCCUCACCCUCCUCUCCAACUUCCUCAACUCCGGCUUCGAGAUCAUGGAGCCGAUGACAGAAGCAUGGCAGUUGGGGGCCGACGUGAAGUCCACAGGCAACCACGUGACGAUAUCAGUGCAGUCGCACCAACUGCUGAACGUCGUGUUCACACCCAUGCAGCUGCGCUCGCUGGGAGACGCCCUCAACUUCUACACUCUGCUCUCCAACUCGCUGCUCGUGCUGCCGGGGGGCAGCCUGCAUGGAAGCGACCGUGACGAGUUGGGUUCUGGAGCAUCCUCAACAGCUCAUGGAGGCUCGAUUCCACCUGCCACCUCCGCCCGGAUGACUAGAGUGAGACAUAACAUCAGCCUGGCUGGGGGGUGGGGGGAGUUCGUGGAAGGGAGGGAAGUGCAGACGCUGGAGGCGUCACUGCAGGAGGUGGCGGUGGGAAUGGUGAGCUACAGAAUGGUCAACCUCUCGGGCCACACUCUCUACUACUGGACUGAGAAGGACGAGGAGAAGUCCAAAACGUACUCAAUGGAGGAGGGCGAGGAGCAGGUGCUGGAGGUGCAGCCGGUGCAGAAGGUGGUCACUCUCAGGGACACGCGCAAGAUCCUCGCGCGCACCAUCUGUGUCAAGCUCAAGGGGGACUGGCUGCCCAUCAACGACAUUGUCAUGGACAAGGUGGGCAAGUACGUGAUGGAUCUGCGGCUGCCGGGGAGCACAGUGGUGCUGCCGGUGGUGUUUGACGUCACGCUCAAGUCGCGCACCAAGAUCAUUACCGUCCACUCCACCAUGCACCUCCGCAACAACCUCGACGUCCCACUGGUCUUCUUCGCCCUCCUGCCCAGUCCCAAAGAGACCGGAGGAGGCGAGACUGCCAAGUCCUCCUCGCAAGUCAAGAAGUUUUCGCUCGGUGGGUCGGUCACUGUGCGCUGCCGCAGCGCUGCUUUGCAAUGCCAGAAGGAUGUGGUAGCGCUGGACCCAGAGCACCUGCUGGAGCAGCAGGGCCUCCUCGAGUUCCCCAUCCUGAGCCACGGCGGCCGCUCCCCAAUCGUGGGGAGAGGCAGCAGCGGCGGCAGCAGCAGCAGCAAGCUGCUCACCCGCUUCAGCAGCAUGACGCGGAGGCACAGUGACAGCGGAGGGAGUUCGAGGCUCAGUGAAUUUGGGAGUGUGAGGAGGGGGAGCAUGGCGAACGAAGGAGAGGAUGAGUUUGAUAGGAGCAGUGGCGUGGGUUCCGCAGAGGAGUUUGACAGUGCGAGUGAUGUGAGGAGGCCGUUUUACUGCUGUCUGCAGGUGAACUCGGAUCCUCUGGCACACAGUGCGAGCAAUGGGUUGUACGAGGAGUUCACUCUGUCCUUUGUGCCCCCUGUGGCGAUCCAAAACGGCCUGCCGUAUGACUUGGAGGCGUAUGUGUGGGAUGUGGAGUGGGGCACGCGGCACAUUGUCUACGUUCCUUCUGGCGAGUCCCGAGACCUAUACCACGUCAGCCUAGACCACACACUGCAGAUGCACAUUGCGCUCUUUGUGCCAGGAGGCGAGUACAGGACGCGCUGCCGGUACCCCAUCCACUUCCCUCCCAACCCGUUGCUCCAGAAGCAGUUUGGCAGCCGUGCUUUCGCCUACGACGUGCGCACUCUCCGCCUGGCAGUCAAGUGCCGCCUCUUCCCCCAGCACUCCCUUGCAGCCUCGCCCAUCACCCUCUCCAUCGACAACCGCCACAACUGGCAGUCACGCAACCGCAGCAUUUCGUUGCUCGCGCACUACUGGGUCAUCAACCUCACCAAGUUCCGCCUCAAGCUCUCCACUGGCUCCUCCCAGAACCCUCUCGACUGCCCGCGGUAUCAGGAGGGCCAGCCGGCCCUGCUGAACGUUCGCCGUGGGGCGAUCACUGCGAUCAGCUUGGAUGGCUACCAUUGGUCGAAGUCGAUCUCGAUAGAUUCUGUCGGAAUCAAGGGGUCGGUUGCGGUUGCUGGGCCGGCGUCCACAGCGUCACAGCACCACCAUCAUGCGUCAGAUCAUGCUUUGAUGCGGCAGCAGACGACCGAGGAGUGGGAGAACGUGGUUCAGCUGGAAGCUCCUGCUGGCGCUCGCUCCCACCGCUCCACCGCCAUGUCACCUUUCCCAGCCCUGCGGCGCUUUGAGUUUGGGGUGGAGGUGCGGCUGGCGCCGUCACUGUGCGAGGGCACGAAGCUCGUCAUCAUCUCUCCGCGCUUCAUGGUCUCGAAUCAGACCGGCCAGCCCAUGCAGAUCGCACAGAUCGGCACCACCACUGCCAGGGUUCUGGCGGACAAGAUGCGGCAGCCGUUCCACUGGGAUGACGAGAAGCUCGGGACAUACCUGGUGGCCCGGUUGCUGAGCAGCGAGCAGGAAGACGAUGACAUGGGUGAUGGCGCAGAGGAGGGGGCGCAGGAGGGGGAGGAGGAGGAGGAUGGGGUCAGCUUGAGUUCGGAUGGAGAGCAUAGUGAGGGAGAAGAGGAGGACGGGAGAGGGGAGGGAGUGGGGGAGAGGCAUGCAGGGGAUGAGGUGCAAGGGAUGCAGAGGUUGCGGAGGGACUCAGAGGGUUCGCUUGUGUUGUGCGAGUCGAUGGAGGGUAGAGACCAGGUGCAGACAGGGGCGAGCAGCAUUGGGUCUGGAGGGUGUGAUGACGGUGGGGGCAGCAACCGUGAUAAGAAGAUGGGGUUGCUAACGGGCCAGGAGGCUGAUACCGGUGCAACUGGCAGCUUUGGAAAGGGAGAAGGAAGCAGUAGACGCCUGGGCGGAAGCAGCAAGUCAUCAGGAAAGAGCGUCAGUCACACGGAAAGUGGAACGGGCAGCGAAGGCGAGCGUGCAUCCCAGAAGAAGAGUGCAGGGAAGGGGCGGCGGAGCAAAGGAGGGGAGAUGGACGUGGAUUGGGACUGGUCGGGUGCGUUUGAUAUCGACAAGCCGGGGGAAUCCGCGGUGCGCAUUAAGCACAGGCGCAAGAGGGGAAAGUACGCCAUACUCUCUAUAGAUGUCUCUUUGAACGGCGCCUCUGCCCUCGUCACGUUUGACAUCUGCGGCUCCAAGCACAAGCCUCCGCCCUAUCGCAUUGAGAACCGUUCGGCCUUCAUGACCAUCAAGUACGGGCAGCUCACCACCCGUACACGGCAAAGGCUGCCUCCCCAUCGCUCCACCAACUAUGCUUGGGACCAGCCGCGCAUGGCCCAGCUGCUGCAGGUGGAGAUCGAGGGGUUCGGUGUGACGCGGGAGUACGACCUGGAUGGCAUUCGCGAGCUGCCCACCAUCAUCCUCUCGGAAGACGACUUCACUGGCAAUGCGUCGCUGAGAGACAGGAUGUUUGUGAUGGUGGGGACGCAGGCUCGAGCGGUGGCAGCACUGUACGUGAACGUGUAUGCAGACGGAGCCACCAGAGUGCUCUCAUUCUCCGACACCAAACACACCUCCAAGGUAUCGGAGGAGGACGAGCGCACCACGCUGCAGGAGAAGCUGCAGGUGACAAGCGAGCGGAUCGACUUCGCCCGCAAGGUGCUGCAGCGCGCUCGAGCCCUGGCAGGGGACGCUCCACUGGAUGCUUUGGAGGCACAGCCAUCGUACAUCGAGACUCCCGAGUACAGUGCAGCCAUGGCCAGCUUCACGCCCAACCACCACCCCUCCAUGCACUCUACUGGCAGCAGCUCGUCUGCUCGCAGCAACAAGCAUCUCCGUCGCAGCAGCAGCGACACUCCUGUUGCCUCUACAAGCAGAAACCCUCCGUCCGUCGUAACUGCCAGUGGCGGUGGCAGUGUGAAGGAGCGGUUCUUUUCCAGAGCAGAUUCAGAGGGUUCCUCUCCUCGCACUCCCCCAGAGACCUUCCCCGUGUUUACUGGCAGCAGCUCUGUUCUUUCUCCUGCUAGUCGAGCCACUGGUGAUCCAGAUCUGGUGACCACACUGCCCAGGAGCCCCCUCUUGAGAAGCUUUGCCCUAUCCUCGUCUGCAGCUGCUGCCCCCGCCAAAAAUGCUCGGGCUUCAGGCCUUGCUAACAGCAGAACUGUGAGUGACUCGUUUGAAGCCUCUGCUGAGCAUGUCAAGUCGCAGCCAAGCAAGGCAGGGCACCGUAGGAAGGCGGGGGAAAAGGGCGGUGAAGGGGAAGGGAGCGGUAAGGAGGCCCAUGCAGAAGGCAGCAGCUCACACUCUCAAGAAGCGCCCAGAGGGUCCGGCCCACGCCCUGAAGUGACCAAGGCAGGGGCAGGAAGCAGCGCCAGUUCUGGGGUUGACUAUGCAGGCAGGCCAGCAAGGCUGAAGGGGCAAGCGGCACUUAAUUACCUAUACCUCCCUGGAAGCGCGGCUGCCGUGCCUGAUUAUCCGAUGAGUCUGGUCGAGGCAACAGCGUAUGGUGUUCAGGCGGGAUCGCAGGUUGUGAAGGCAGGGAUGGAGGUGGUGGAAGGGGUGGGGGAGGUGGCAGAGGAGAGUGUGAAAGAAAACAUAGGUCCAUACGUUAAAGCAGUCAGAUCAAUAGAUGCCAAGGCGUUGGCAGGAAAGGUUGUGGAAGGGGCCAGGCAUGUUGAAUCCGCAGCAGCAGAGGUGAAAGGGAUGUUAAAAUCAGCAGCGAAGGCGUUGUCCAAGGAGAAAUCGGACGGGGCAGCAGCUGUGGCAUUAGAGGAAAGGGUGCCUCAGGGGGAGAUGGCAAACGAGGCAGAUACAGCAGCAGCAGCAGCAGCAGCAGCAGCAGAUGCAGCAGCAUGCUCAGACACCUCUACUGCAGCUGGCAGAUCACAAGGUGUUUCAGCUUCAACGGCUACGCCCGGCAGGUUACCUGAGUCGGACAUCUGCGCAUCUGCUUCUUCUGCUCCUGGCGCAUCUGCGUCUACUGCUCCUGCUUCUGCUGCUCCUGGUGCAUCUGCUUCUGCUGCUCCUGGUGCAUCUGCCAGUGCUGCUCCUGGCGCAUCUGCCCGUGCUGCCAUUGUGUCUGGUGAUGGUGCCACCACUGCUGGUGGGGGAGCAUGGCAGAGAGUUAAGCAGCGAUUGGCGUUCAUGAGUGAGGGCAAGGGGAAGAUAAACGCACAGCUGCCAGAGCCGAGGCAAGAAGAGAACGAUGGUGAGGAUGUGAAGGGUGGGUAUGAUGGUGGAGAGGACAGGAGGUCAGAGAGGCAUGUUCAAGGGGCUGGUGGCGAGGAGAAUAAGAAAGGACUCGAGACGUAUGUGAAGGCAGGGCGCCUUUCACUUGUGAGGGAAGGAUCAGAGGAGGAGGAGAACGAGGGAGGAGAGGAAGGAAUGGGGCAGGGCUGCCACAGAGAUGCAGGCAGAGAGCAGGUUUCAGGCACGGGUGGUGGGGUGACUGGCAGUAUUGAUGCUGGGAGAAGCAGUGGUGAUGGGCCAAGGGGGGCUGAGAAGGAGAGUAUACGUGUGGUAGACGCUGGGGGAGGAGUGACAGGUGGAACGCAGAGGGAAGAGGGGCAGGGGGCAGAUGCAGCAGAGGAACAGGGCCAAGAAGAGGAAGCCAGGAGUAGGACCGGAGAGACAGCGGGGGCUGGAGAAGAAGAUGGAGAAGGAAAUGCCCCUGUUGUUCCCGCAUCUGCUGCUGCCGCUCCUAGUGGACCUAUGCUGCUAGAAACCGCGGCAGCAGAGAUUGAGCCAACUAUCCACCUCGAGUCCCUCUCCUCCUUUCCACCCCUCAAUCGCAACGAUAACCAAGCCACUCCACCCGCUGCACCAGCACCAGACCCGGACACUCGUAGUGCGGCUACUGUCUCCCUCCCACCCUCCAGCCGCAGCCUUGGCGAGUCAAGCAGUGGGAAGAAAGUGACAGGAGCAGCAUCAGCUCUGCACUCCGCUGCAGCUGCUUUCCUUGACGGCACUUCAGAGAAAGUUCAGGAGAAGUUUCACGAGGCCCAGGAGGCGUUUGAGGAAGCAGAGGAGAGGGCGGGGGAGUGGCGGGCGGAUGAAGGGUUUAAAGCGCAAGUGGGGGCGAUGAGGACGGUGCGCUCUAUGGAAUCAUUCUUCGGGAGACAGGCGGAUAAGCUGGUGAAGGCUUCCCACGUUCCUGACAUGGUCAAAUCUGCAACAACUGCAGAGCUCCGGGCGCACUGGCCCCAUGACAGCUUCAGGUUGCCGUCGUCUAGAAGCGAGGGAGGAGAAGUAAUCAGGGAAGUGGAAGGUAGUGAGUUGAUGCCUGUGCCCACGUUUGAUGAGCUCCAGAACAUGGCAGGAGCGGCAGCUGCCGCGGAGAGGGAAUUUAUCGGGAAAAAUAGGCCUUCUGGACUGGCCAAGAGCGCGAGUGUUGCGGCAGGGCAGGUGGCAGCAGUGGCGAGGCUAGGCCAGGAUGUGGUGAUGAAGGCCGGGUCCGUGGUCAAGGGAGCGGUUGGGAGCGCCAUAGCUGCUGGCUCUGAGGCGGCUGUAGCAGAGGGAAAGGCCCUGAUGGCCGGCACGGCUGUAGCACUGAACGUUAUGGGCGGGAGGCUGGGGGAUAUUAAGGAACACGCAGAGCAGGACUUGCAAGUGAGCCUCGCGGAUUUUCGGAGACGAAUGCAGGAGGCGGGGAUAGGGGCGGAGGAGGAGGAAGAUAUUAGCGAGUUGCGGCAGGAGCGGAUCCAUCUAGGCAAUGAGGAGUACGAUGCAGGGGCGAUCGUGGGUGGCGACGUGACGAUUCACGUGAUUAAAGCCAUGGAUCUGGGGCUCCGGCCGGAGAAGACGCAUCCGUACGCGGUGGUGCAGGUGGAGGGGCGCCGGCUGCGGUCUUCGGUGUGCAAGGGGACGGUGUGCCCGCAGUGGGACGAGCUGCUGGUGUUCAAAGGCGUGUCCACCACGUCCAGCAUGUCUGUCUCCAUCUUCAGCAGCGAAACCAUCGGCUCUCACAAGUUCCUUGGCCAGUGGGACGAGCUGCUGGUGUUCAAGGGCGUGUCUACUGCUUCCAGCAUGGCUGUGUCUAUCUUCAGCCGUGAAACCAUUGGCUCUCACAAGUACAAGUUCCUCGGGCAGGUGGUGCUGCCUCUGGUGGAUGGCAGGGCGCUAAACCGCGAACCCGGGUGGCACAAGCUGAGUCGGCGCACGGCGCACGAGACGGUGACAGGAAAGGUGUUCCUCUCUACGUAUUGGGACGCCACAGAGCUUGAGCUCAUGGCGCUGCAGGUGGGUGGGUCAGUUGUGCGUGCAUACCUGCAUGCGAGGGGUGCCCUGCAUGCAUGA
Molecule: messenger RNA, 14925 nt
Organism: Closterium sp. Yama58-4
Lineage: Eukaryota; Viridiplantae; Streptophyta; Zygnematophyceae; Desmidiales; Closteriaceae
Source: the annotation of a GenBank genome assembly